UCGUUCUCGUACGAGACUCUCUCUCCGUGGCUCGAGCCGAACGCAGCAGCAGCGGCGGCUACGACGACGGCCGACGAGAGUGACCGACAAGGACCGAGCGCACGUGGGCGGGGCGACGGGAGGGGGAGAGUAGCCGCGUACGCCGUGACUCGAGAAGUACGAGGGCCAACGAGUGCGACCGAGCACGACCGAGAGCGGUGCUUGGGUGGGAGGAUACAGUAGAGUGGAAGGAGAUAAAGCUAGUGCGUUCUCGUUGACGCUUAUUCGCGUACGCGACUCUAUCCGUGGCGCGAGCGAGACGGAGGCACUGCUGGCGACUGGAGCGAGCGAAAGAAACCGAUCGGUCGUGGGUGGGAGUUACAGGGUAGGAUUGGAGGGUAUUUAGCUAGCAGGGUCGCGAUCGGACACGCGAUCGCCGCGCGACACACGCGUUUUACCCAAAUGCCUGGCCGACGACAACAGCAACGGCUGGUUCCUCGCGACGCGUGCCUCUCGCGUGAUCGUCACGCGUGCUCGUGCUCGUGAGAGAGGUCAAGGGGAGUCCGGCAGACCUCUCGACCCCCGACUGCUCUAUUCUCCACCACCCCUAAGGGCUCAUACACGCCUAUAAGGCCUGUUUCUUCGUCCUUAGCGAACUCUACUGUUUUUGUGCACACAGUGUGUGUUUGUUUUGUGAGUGAACUUACUGUUUUCUUUACUUUCAUUUCUCUCUCUAUCUCUCUAUUCGGACCGGACCCAGUGAAUUUGUUCGAGACCUUUGAUUGAUUGACCACGAGCUGGAGCUGCGUGUAGAAUCAUGGACUGGAGAGUGGGACUGCUGCUGAUAUGUAUGCUCGCCGAGGAUACGGAGGCUCUGAGGAUGCUGGAGCUGGUGGUACCCCAGUACGUGGUCCGUGGCCAGAACAUAAGGCUGGAGUGUAACUUCAACCUCGACGGUGAGGCAUUGUACUCGGUGAAAUGGUACAAAGACGGGAACGAAUUCUAUCGAUACGUUCCCCAGGACAGGCCACCGGUGCUCGUCUUUCAGCUGCCAGGUGUCACGGCGAACAUUCAUAAUUCGACCGAGAGGUCCGUGGUCCUCUAUUCCGUGAACCUGAUGAGCACCGGAAGGUACAGAUGCGAGGUGUCAGCGGAGGCGCCGUCGUUCCAAACGGUAUCCGAUCACUCGGACAUGAUGGUAGUGGCCCUGCCGGAAGACGGACCCGUUAUCACCGGUAGACCAGGAAGGCAUCGUUAUCAGGUCCGCGACGUGGUGCGGUUCAAUUGCACCUCGGCCAAGUCGAAACCAGCUGCCAUGCUCAGCUGGUUCAUCAACGGAGAGCCUGUUGAUACGCAAUACUUGAGAGGGCCCCACAUCACCGAGGUGGAUCGCGAGGGUCUGGAGACGGCCGUGCUCGGUCUGGAGUUCCGUCUGCGUGCGAACCAUUUCAAGAGGGGAGACCUGAAGAUCAAAUGCCUGGCGACGAUAGCGACCGUCUAUUGGAAAUCGAACGAGCUCAGCAUAGAGGGUGAAAAGCCCCUCAAGAUGCCGGUAAUGGAGAGCAGGGAGACAAGGGCGCAAGGGCACACGCACGCGGAACAUAUCUUAGGAGGAAGCGGAAGUAGCGCGCUGGUGCCCUGCAUCAUACCACUGGUCACGUGUUUAUUGAUCCUUCGAUAAGAGGAAGAGGAGACACACGCGUCCUUCCUGCUCAUCCAUUUUCCAGGCCUCCGAAUGGUGUCAUGCGGAGACCAUUGUGUACUAAAUUAUCCGUGUUGUUUCUAUUUUUUAUAAUCGCAGUUAGCGGAGUUAGCGAGGACAUAGGCGAAAGAAUAUAUUAAACGAAGAUGUACGUCGGUAUGUUUAGAGAGUUAGAGGAUAGCAGGUGAACUCGUACUUAUUGGAUUGGUCCAUUAAUCUGUGCACAUAGAUUUCAUUUUUUUCUCC
Messenger RNA from Osmia bicornis bicornis, 1927 nucleotides. RefSeq lists its product as uncharacterized. The transcript has 6 exons. NCBI's taxonomy places the organism in Eukaryota, Metazoa, Arthropoda, Insecta, Hymenoptera, Megachilidae. The record is from RefSeq and is a predicted model, not a curated record. The coding region runs from base 797 to 1660 and encodes 287 amino acids.